AUGGUUGCAACUACUAUGGCUUAUUCAGAUAGUUAUGUUUCUGCUAUUCUAGCCUAUGGAGGUGUUAGUUUGUCAGUAAUUAUAGGUCUUCUCAGCCUUUAUCUCAUCAUGUACUUUAUGGUGUCAGCAGAAAAUGCGGCUCUCGAUAUAGAGGAAUGUUAUGAACCUGUUACUGAACUUAUGCAACCGAUUCAAGCCGUCACAUGGUACAUAAUACAAGUAGCAGUUGUGGCCGACUUCUUCAAAAUAAGCCCAAGCGAAUUGAGCGUUCAAAGAAGCAUUUUUAUUCUGCUAGCGGAACGCCUGGAUUCCGAAGCGUACGUCAGAGCAGAAAGAACUAUGAUGUCAAAUAGUGUCAUAUGCACUGUUGCAGUGGCUAGAGUCGUCUCGUCGAGCGCAUACAUGGGUGUUCAGGUUCUUCAUGAAUACCAAAGAGACGCCGAUGCUCGGAAGUGGAUUGUUCGGCACUCAUUUCCUAGGAACGAUCUUAGCAAUAAAUUUAUGACCAAGUUCCACUCGCGGUUUAUCAAGAAAGGUUACGACAUGAAUGCCAUAGUUAGUAGAACUGUACUCGCACUAAGCAAAGAAGGCAGGAAAAAGAAGAAGAAGAGUUAA
This is a messenger RNA of Necator americanus (New World hookworm), 615 nucleotides long. RefSeq lists its product as uncharacterized. Lineage: Eukaryota; Metazoa; Nematoda; Chromadorea; Rhabditida; Ancylostomatidae. Bases 1 to 615 code for a protein of 204 amino acids. The record is from RefSeq and is a predicted model, not a curated record. The transcript has 8 exons.